Molecule: messenger RNA, 786 nt
Organism: Triticum turgidum subsp. durum (durum wheat)
Lineage: Eukaryota; Viridiplantae; Streptophyta; Magnoliopsida; Poales; Poaceae
Source: the annotation of a GenBank genome assembly
AUGGACGCCGCACGGAUCGCGUCCCUUCUGCUCCUCCUCGCAGGGGUCGUUUGGUCACGCGCACAGCCCGGCGCCGAGGCGGCCGGCACGACGGUCUUCACGCUGCGCAACAACUGCACCUUCACGAUCUGGCCGGCCACAUUGUCCGGCAACAGCGCCGCCGCCGUCGGGGGCGGCGGCUUCGAGCUCGCGCCGGGCGCCAACGUGUCGUUCCCCGGCCCGACGGGCUGGUCCGGCCGGCUCUGGGCGCGCACCGGCUGCGUCGCCGCGGCCUCCGGCGCGUCCCUCGCCUGCACCACGGGCGACUGCGGCGGCGCCGUGAGCUGCGCCCUCGGCGGCGCGCCCCCCGUCACGCUCGCCGAGUUCACCCUCGGGGGCUCCGACGGGAAGGACUUCUACGACGUGAGCCUGGUGGAUGGGUACAACGUGGGCAUCGGCGUGGCGGCCACGGGCGCCAUGGUGAACUCCUCGACGUGCGGCUACGCCGGGUGCGUGGGCGACGUGAACGCGCUGUGCCCCGCGGAGCUGCAGGUGGCCGGCAAGGAGGGCGCCCAGGAGGGGAGGACGGUGGCGUGCCGGAGCGCGUGCGAGGCGUUCGGGACGGCCGAGUACUGCUGCACGGGCGCGCACGGCGGGCCGGACAGCUGCGGGCCGACCAGGUACUCCAGGCUGUUCAAGGCGGCGUGCCCCGCCGCCUACAGCUACGCCUACGACGAUCCCACCAGCACCUUCACCUGCGGCGCCGGAGCGCAGUACCUCAUCACCUUUUGCCCCGCGCAGCAGUAG